AAAUUUAGAAUUGAUUUGGCGGUGGUUUUGAUAUACCUUGCUACACUGUUUAGUUUUCAGUGUACCUGAGAGCUACAACGAUAGUAUUCAUAGUUCCUGGAAGUUACUUAUUUCGUCUGUUUGGAGAAGAUUUAUGACAUCUAAUUUUUUCGAGGAAAGAUAAUGCACAAUCCUAAAAAGUUGUUUCACUAUUCAUUUUUCUUAUGAUUGUCUUAUGGUCUGGUUUUGGUGCUUAAUAUUUGUCCAUCGACCCAGGUCAACUUCAUCGAACCUCCACUUUUGUUAUGCAGACUGGAAGUUGUUGCGAUGACAGCACAGGCAGUGUGGGUGGAGAUAGUGAAACAAAUACGACAGUUGCCAGUAGUCCCGGUCUUGACCUUCCUGUUACCAAAGGCUCCCCAUUAUUACCGGAACCUCCUGAACAUAUUAUUGCAACUCAACUCCCAACUUACGACAAUUUAACAUCAACUUUUAGAAAAGGAAUUUUUAAAAUGGAGAGUACCAUCAGCUCGACGUUACAAAACACAGCCACCACUAAUGCAUGUGAAUCUUCAACCCCUAAAUUUGCUAAAGCAGCUUGCGAUGCCUCUAUCUUAAAUCCAUUCUCUAACCCUCCAUCUUUUGAGCCACCAAGUUUGCCUUAUUCCUAUUCAGAAAACAUUACAUCUGGUAUCUCCAAUUACCCUUUGCAAUUUACUCCAAAUACAUCUACAUCUUCGUCUUUUCCUUCUCCUGGAUCAGCUUUCACGGAACUUCAUCCAAAAAUCGGUCCAUGCAGUAAAUCUCAUUUUGUUCAACCUUCAGCAAUAUCAUCUAUGUCACCUAAGUUGAUUACUAAAGAAGAUACUCAUCCAAACUACCCUACUAGUACUUCUGUUCAUAACCAAAAUGAGGUGUCAUCUAGUAAUCCCAAAAAUGUGAUUGUGAAAAAGUAUUUGUGUCGUACAUGCGGUCGAACACAUGAUUCCAUGUCUCCUCACAUUUAUAAUUACACACAAACAGUGGAUGCGGAUCUCUGUUGUACCCUAUGUCGACAACCCUUAGUUGAUCCAUUAGAUACCAAGUGUGGUCAUACAUUUUGUUCUCCUUGCUUAAAAAAUCAUCUAGCUGUCCAAGCACUUUGUCCUGUAGACAAGCAAAUUAUCAAUUAUUUACAGUGUCAACAAGCUUCUAAUAUUGUGAAACGAUUAUUAGACAAGCUAUUAGUUGCUUGUCCUAAUUCACCUACCUGUGAUAGUAUAGUUUAUCGGUCAAAUCUUGAAGAACAUUUACGUGAAUGGUGUAUCGGUGUACAUUCAUGUAGCGCAAUAAAAUCAACCUCUCGUACAGUACAACAACAUAAUCAAUUCAAAAAUGUCUUCUUAUCCACUUUUAUAGGAACUGAGUCAUAUGAUUCAAAUAUGUUACAACCAAUAGUAUCUGAUUCAACAAGAUGUCCCAGGAUAAUCGACUCACAAAAUGCUAUGAAAAAUAAUCUUUUAACACAGGAACAACAAAAUAUAUACUACCAUAAUUCAAAUAAUGAAUCCAAUUCUAGUUUUGUUUAUCCAAAUCAAUAUAUAAAAGAAUUUUCUCAUAUUUAUCCAUCAGUUACACGAAUAGAAAUGGAUAAAUUAAAUAAAACAAACUACGAUCCAAGUCUACCAUCUGUUGAAGAAUCCUCUGAUUCACCAACUGUAUAUGAAGGUGUUCCUGUCUCAAUUUUAAUUUAUCGUCCAACUGACUGUAUGGAUUUAGGUUUCACAUUUGUUGGAGGUAUUGAUACACCUCUUGCAUGCAUACUAAUUCAAGAAAUAUAUUUAGAUGGACCUGUUGCAACAGAUGGACGUCUUAGACCAGGAGAUCAGUUGUUAGAGGUGAACGGCAACUUAUUGACUCAUGUUACGCAUGCUGAAGCACAGAGCAUUUUGACCACCCCAUCAUCAGUAGUUCAAUUCACUGUUUUCCGUGAACCAGUUUCCUUAAAUGCACAACAUCAAUCACAACCUCAAUAUCACCAAGAAAUAUUCUACGUCAAGUUAUGCAAACGUCAAGGGAAAGUUCUUGGAAUUAAACUUGUCGGAAAAAAACAUUUACCAGGACUAUACGUACUGGAACUUGUCGCUGGUUGUGAAGCUGAUCUUGAUGGAAGAAUAAAAAAGGAUGACCGUAUAUUAGAAAUUAACGGAAUUGAUUUAGAGAAUGGGACACAAGAACAAGCAGCUCAAAUAAUUAAUUCUGUUUCGGAUUAUGUUAUUUUUAAAAUAAGCCGUCGAAAUCGAUCUGAUACACCGGAUAUUUUAAGAACUACAACAGAUUCGGAAGAGAAAUCAGAGAAUAGUUUAUUAGCUUUGGAACCAUUACAGCUCAAUUCAAAUAAUCAACGUCCACGUAAUAAUAAUAAUAAUAAUAAUAAUAAUAAUAAUAAUCGUGAAUCAUCAAAACCAGUCCAUAAUUUUUCAUGGUCAAGUUUGGAUGACCGAGAAAUAAAUUUUUCUGACACUACUGCUCAUUCAACUACAGAAUUAAUUCAUUCUUCAAAUGAACAGAAAUUAGCCUGCUUCAAUCUGUCAUCACCAACAACAACUGACGAGAAUCAACAACCAGAAAGAGUGAAUCAUACUUUUAACGAGUCGACAAAUCGUUCUAAUCCUGUAGAUUCAGCUACUCCAAGUAGUCCGCACACUCGAAACAGUGAUAAACAGUUUACUUCAUCAUCAGCUGAACCAUGUCAAGAAAGGACUAUUGUUGUGAACAAAAGUUCGGAAGAACCCUUGGGCAUAUCGAUUGCCGGAGGACGUCACUCACAACGUGGAGAUACACCCAUCUAUGUAACAAAUAUUAGUGUUGAGUGUGUUCUGGGUCGAUCAAAGUCGAUUCAAAGAGGUGAUAUUCUGUUGGAAGUAAAUGGUAUAGGUUUAGUUGGGCUAACUCAUCAUGAAGCUGUAGAAGUUCUUAGACGAAUUAGUUCGAUGCAAACACAUAUACAGUUACGUGUGAUUACGGCUCCUGAGACAAAUGAUGGUCCGGAGAAUUUCAUGCCAUCAUGGACAUAUUGGCUUCGAUUACCUCCAAUAUGUCAACUUGCCCGAGUUAUACUUCUUCGACGAGAAGCCAGUACUCCUAGCUACAGUGACUGUCCUAUCUCUCAACCUCUUGGCUUCAGUAUUGUUGGCGGUCUAGGACAUGAUCAAAGUACAACAAGUCAAGCAAAUUCAAAUAAUUCAGAUGAAAAACUGAGUAAAUCAUCUCCAAAAGUACCCUCUAAAGUGGGUUACUCAAAUCUAUAUCCCUCACCAAUUGUGAUAAAAUCUAUAGUUCCUGGUCUUCUAGCUCACAAAGAUGGUCGAUUAAAAUGCGGUGAUAUAAUCUUAGCUGUGAAUAAUAUAUCCAUGCUUAAUAUUCGUCAUUCAUCAGCAGUUCGUUUAUUGAAACAAGCAUCAGGAGAUGUUGUUUUACAAGUGAUUUCUUGGCCUGGUACAAUUGUUUAAAUUAUUAUUUUACACUAAUGAAUUAAUAAAUUUUUUUGCCAGUCUUAUGAAUUUCGUAUUGAAGAAAUAAUAUUGGCAAAAUACUAAUCCAUUUAUUGGACAGUACUCUAUAAUCAAAGAAAAUACAACUGGAUUUAUAUUAGUAUCAUGCAUUAUUAUUAUUAAUAUUACGAUUAUUAUUACAAAUUAAGAUGAUAUAUAUUCAUUUUUUUUAAUUUCCACAUUUGCCAAUCAUCAUGCAUUUUGAUUUUGGCAUUUGUCUAUGGUGUAAUCUGUGUUUGUCUAAUAGCUCACUUUCACCCCAACUAUAUGCUGCCUUUUGUUCAACUUUUUUUUUCAUUUCACACAUAUACACACCUCAGUUUAUACAUAGAUGUCUAUAAUCUCUAUCUUAAAUCAAUAAUAUGACAUCCGGUGAUUAAAACACAACACUUCUGUCUAUUUCCUUCUUUUUUCUUUCCAUCAGAAGUUACUCUUCUCUUUGCGUAAAUAUUGAUGUAUUUGUGUGUCUCGUAAACUUUUUGUAUCUCUCCUUAAUUUCCCUUAAAAUUUUAACGAUUGUCGAAAAACUCUUUGUCUUCCAGUACACCAUCAUAGUUUAUGUGUGUUUAUGUUUCGUGUUUAUUCUCCUGUUCUAUUGUAAUUUCUUUCUUUCAUUUCAAGCGCUUUAUUCAAUCUUCUCAGUAUUCUUAUAAUGAUUGUUAAUAAAUUAGCGUUAGUAUUAUAUUUAGAUUCAUUUUUCAAACUACUGAUACUCAACAAAAUACUACUUAUGAAAAAUAUAUAUAGUUGGAUAUACACACUGACCGACCUACUUACACAUAUAUACCAUACCGCAUUAUCAGACAAAAAAAAGAUUUCACUAAAACAAUUCAGAUAGUAAUGAUAAGCAUUUCUCUCUCUUUUUCUUGUGCGUUGUUCAAACAAAUUCUUGAUAAAUUAAUAUUAGCAGAGGAAAUCAUAUUUUAUUAUGCUUAGUCUGCUACACUUUGGCUUACUUCACUAUUUAACUACCACUUAUACUACUACUGUAACAAAAAGUAAUAAAGAAUUCAACUUGUAAUUUACUAAUUCAUAUUCAUAUUGUGAAUUUUAAAUAAAUUCAUUGAAAUUAUGUUUUUUUUUUAUAAUUUAGAUUAAAUACAGUUAUACAUGCUGAUCAUUUACGAUUAUAAUAAACUUAAUUUCUUGUAUAACUAACAUUAGAUCUACAUAUCUAUCGAUCUCUCGUUGUUUGCCACAUGAGAUGUUUUAAAGUGAUUCCAGAAUGAUUGGCUUAGUGUUUUGUUUGUAUUGAUAAUUUUUUAUUUUACUAAUUGUAC
This is a messenger RNA of Schistosoma rodhaini, 4792 nucleotides long. NCBI's taxonomy places the organism in Eukaryota, Metazoa, Platyhelminthes, Trematoda, Strigeidida, Schistosomatidae. The record is from the annotation of a GenBank genome assembly.